GUUAAUGAACUCCAGAAGAUGGCAGUACCGCAGCAUUACGGAUGCGAGCCGCCGGUAAACUCCAACGAAGAAGAAGAACUAGAAGAACGACGAGAAUUUUCCCCUCAGUGUUGAUGUUGGAGUCUAGGCUGCGAUGAGCGAGUUUGUAAAACCAGGUAAUCAGGAGCACGGGUGGAACGACCCACCGCAGUUUUCAUAUGGCUCGCAGAAGGAUUCGGGUGGACCAAAGCGAAAUAUCCUCAAUAAGAGGGUGCAUGCACCCCAAUUCACAGGUUCUGGAUCAGAGAUGCAAUCCCCACCAGUGGCGAUGCCAACGCCGCCCCGGGGAAUGAAUCCUCCUCCAAUGGACAGCAGCACCCCACCCUCUGUAUGUCCCAAAACUCCCUCAGACGGAAAGAUGGAGGCGGUAGAGCUGGAGACAGAGCCAUCCGUUGAGGAUGUGCAAGAACCACUUUAUGGAGCGCUGAACGCAUGCAGACAUACUGUAAAGAAACAGAUUUGUGAUGAUGUGGAAAGACGUCUGAAUCUUUUUGAGGACAUGUGGAAAAGUGGAAAACUUUCUCCUUUGGUUAAACAUAGGAUGCAUAGAUUGUCCCAAGACCUGAAAAGAAAAAAUUGGGAUGCAGCUGAUGAGAUCCACAGAGGCCUGAUGGUGGACCAUGUUUCUGAAGUCAGUCAGUGGAUGGUGGGAGUCAAGCGUCUCAUCGCUGAAGCUCGGAGCCUGAACCCAGAACAAAACGACUGCACUGAUCCAGGCUCAUGAGGACUGUACGAUGUCCAUUCCUUUGAAAACCCAUGCUGCAUUAUAGAAGUUGCCAAAGUGAUUUGUGUUAACUUAUGUAAAGUUUUGUAUAAUCCACCUUUAAAAAUGUGCCCAUUCCCAUCUACAUCAUCUAAUAUUACUUUUUUUGUAGAUCGGUGCUGGGAAAAAGUCUUUCUUUAGUCUUCAUCAAAAAUGGAAAAUAAUGUAGGUAUGAAGUGUUACUACUGUAUAUAAAAUUCUGCUUUUAAAAAGGGUGUGAUUGUGAAUUAUUUCAGACAAUUGCACAGAUUAUGUAUAUUAUCUGGUAUUAUAUAUCUCAGUGGCUGUCCUUAGAUCAUGUUAUCUUGCUGUCCAUUGUGAUGUGCAAUAAAAUAGGCAAAAAAAAAAUAAAAAUAACAUCAAAUUGUUGUAGCCCUUAUAACAUGCAUACAUUAUCCAUAACUCAAAACA
This is a messenger RNA of Sinocyclocheilus anshuiensis, 1213 nucleotides long. RefSeq names its product steroid receptor RNA activator 1-like. NCBI's taxonomy places the organism in Eukaryota, Metazoa, Chordata, Actinopteri, Cypriniformes, Cyprinidae. The record is from RefSeq and is a predicted model, not a curated record. Gene Ontology annotation, cellular component: nucleus. The transcript has 5 exons. The coding region runs from base 134 to 763 and encodes 209 amino acids. Gene Ontology annotation, biological process: regulation of transcription by RNA polymerase II.